GCUUCAGAGGAGGUGUGAGUGAGCGUUCGCUCGUCGGAUAUUCUCGUGUCUAGAACACUUGAUACCUGCUUCUAAACUCUAAGGAAGUAAAUCGAUCGCAAUGUGUUGUCAUCUUGUACAAAUUGAAGCGGCAUCUUCACAUUAUGCGAUGUCGGUGCCAUAACAAUGCACAGAUAAAAAACAACACCAGUGAACACAUCACUUCGAAUGUACCGGCAAACUUUUAGCAUGAAAUCACCGAAAUCUGCUACAAAUACUGAAGAUCAAAUAUAUCCAAUGUCGCCCGAAGAGUAUGACUUGGAAAGCGGAGUGUACUCGCGAGACAGCUCAGCCAGAAGGGAUAAUGUCGGCAUUGUCGGUAAUAUUGCAGUUACCGUCGAAGAAAUUCAACUGCUCAUGCAGACCCCAGCAAGUGGUGCAGUGUCUUACAUACAAAAAAACUUUGGAUCCCCCGAAAACUUGUGUCGAAAAUUAGGGUCUCAUCCUUCAAAGGGUCUACCGGACGAGGACAGCGACUACGUACAGCGUAAAAAACGUUUUGGCGAGAACUUCGUUCCGACAAAGAAACCACCGUCUUUCCUUAGACUUGUGUUGCGAGCAUCAAACGACACAACCCUCAUCAUCCUACUUGUGGCCGCCAUCUUCAGUCUGGGCCUAUCCUUCUAUCAUGACCCUAAUCCAGAUGGUGAAGAUCAUUCAUCAGCAUGGAUCGAAGGCGCCGCCAUCUUGGCGUCUGUGCUGGUGGUAGUAAUAGUGACUGCCUUCAAUGACUGGAGCAAAGAGCGCCAGUUCAGAGGCCUGUCAGAGGCAGUCUCGGGUGCCAAAGAGGCCUCUGUGAUCAGAGGAGGCCAGGACAUGCGUAUCUCUGCCACCGAGCUGCUCGUCGGCGAUCUCUACAAGAUUCAGUACGGCGACCAGCUUGCGGCGGACGGAGUCUUGCUGCAGGGCUCGGACGUCAAGAUGGACGAAUCGUCGCUGACUGGCGAGCCUGACCUCGUCGACAAGACGGUCCAUGAAGACAUCUUGCUCUUCUCUGGCACGAACGUGAUGGAGGGGCGCGGAUUGAUGGUGGUGACCGCGGUGGGUACGCACUCCCGGACGGGAGUCAUCAUGUCGCUGCUUGACUCCUCCGGUUCCUCAGAGGGCGGUGGCCACACCAAGUCUGUUCUGCAGAAGAAGCUCAGCAAACUCGCCUUGCAGAUCGGCAAAGCUGGGUCGGUGAUUGCGGCGUUGACGGUAUUUGUCAUGGUGCUGCGUUUCAGCAUCCAACAUUACGUCGUCGACAAAAAAACAUUCAGCGUGAACGAUCUUUUCUACUUCCUCAAGUACUUGAUUGUGGGUGUGACGGUCCUGGUAGUGGCCGUGCCUGAAGGACUGCCUCUCGCCGUCACCAUCUCGUUAGCCUUCUCAGUCAAGCGCAUGCUGAAGGACAAGAAUUUAGUGCGGCACUUGGACGCAUGCGAGACGAUGGGCAACGCCACGACCAUCUGCUCCGACAAGACCGGCACUCUUACGACCAACAGAAUGACGGCUGUUCAAGCUUACGUCGAGGACACCUUCUACCAAUCCCCUCCUGCACCGAACUCCGUGACGCCAUCUGUGAGCCGCCUGCUGGCAGAAGCCAUCAGCGUCAACAGCAACUACUCCUCCUGCAUCGUCCCUUCUGAGCGGCCCGGCGAGCUCCCGAAGCAGAUCGGGAACAAAACAGAGUGUGGCUUAUUGGGCCUAGUUGGGAAUAUGGGUCUAUCUUAUGAAACGAUCAGGGCCCAUUAUCCCGAGAAAAAUUUCGUCAAAGUCUUCACCUUCAACUCCGCUCGCAAGAGCAUGUCCACUGUGGUGCCGUUGGAGGGAGAUGUCUACAGGGUCUUCACAAAGGGCGCUUCAGAAGUCAUCAAUUCCAAGUGCACGCACCGCAUCAGCAUGGAGGGCCGUCGGGUGCCGCACGAGCACCGAGACCAAGUGCAGCUUGAGACGGACGUCAUCUCCAAGAUGGCGGCCGAGGGGCUCAGGACCAUCGGCAUAGCCUACAGGGACAUCCAUUGCAGCAACAAGCUCGUCGCCAACCUCACGCACCUGUCUCUGGAGGAGGAAAGGAGAGCUUCUUACACGAGUGGCGGUAGCACUCCGGAUUCUGCCAAGUCGUCGGCUUCGACUUUGUCGCUCGGGGCGUCGCUGAGUGACAUGAACGACCCAGACGCAAUUAGUCAGCGCAAGCUGAGUGUGGGGAGCAGCACGAGUAAUGCAGCCUCUCUACAAAGACAGCAAAUUAAUUCCAGCGAAUCCAGUGACGUAGAUCUCGAUGACGAAAAUCAAGUCGUGUCUGGACUAACGCUUCUCGCUAUCGUGGGGGUGGAAGACCCCGUGAGGCCGGAGGUUCCAGCAGCUAUCGCACAGUGUCGGUCUGCUGGCAUCACGGUCCGGAUGGUGACCGGAGACAACCUGGCCACGGCAAAGGCCAUCGCCACAAAAUGUGGCAUCUUAGAGCCGGGCCAGAAUGAACUAAUGCUCGAUUCUGAACAAUUCAACCGCAUGAUUCGCGACAAGGAAGGCACUGUGCAGCAAGACCUCAUGGAGGAAGUAUGGCCGAGGCUGCGGGUGCUGGCCAGGUCAUCGCCCCAGGAUAAGCACACGCUCGUCAAGGGUAUCAUCAACUCACCCAGGGGCUCUGAAGUUGUGGCCGUCACAGGCGACGGGACAAACGAUGGUCCGGCUCUCAAACUUGCUGACGUUGGCUUCGCCAUGGUCAGAUUCCGCAUCAUUUUUACGGACGUCGCUAAAGAAGCUUGCGACAUCGUGCUUACUGAUGACAAUUUUACGUCGAUCGUGAAGGCAGUGAUGUGGGGUCGUAACGUGUACGACUCGAUAGCCAAGUUCUUGCAGUUCCAGCUGACUGUGAACAUCGUUGCUGUUGUGGUGGCCUUCGUCAGCGUUUGCGUCAUCAGUGACUCGCCUCUGAAGGCAGUGCAGAUGCUGUGGGUGAAUUUAAUCAUGGACACAAUGGCUUCGCUGGCCCUGGCAACGGAGCCGCCGACAGAGGAGCUGCUAAAGAGAGAGCCCUACGGAAGGAAGAAGCCAUUGCUCUCCCCCAUCAUGAUCCGCAACAUGGUGGGACAGGCCAUCUACAUGGUGACCGUCAUAUUCGUUCUGCUCUUCAAAGGUCACGUGAUUCUUAACAUCGACUCUGGACUUGACAACGGCAUCAACUCGCCCCCGAGUCAACACUUUACUGUCAUAUUCAACUCGUUCGUCAUAAUGACUCUUUUCAACGAAAUAAACUCAAGGAAGGUCCAUGGAGAACUCAACGUAUUUGUGGGAAUCUUCAGAAACAUUUACUUCUACGUUAUUUGGAUUGGGACUUUUCUGGUGCAGAUCCUCAUAGUCCAGGUUGGAGGCGACGCCUUCAGCACGGCGCCCCUGGCCAUCGAGCAAUGGGCGCUGUGCGUCGCACUGGGAGCGUUCACGCUCGUGUGGCAGUUCAUCAUCGGGGUCAUCACCAGGAUUUGCCUCAAACGUGUUUGCAUCGAAAGUGAACAUAAGUUAUUUGAGGAAGUUGAGCAUUUCAACUACGAUGAAGAGAUCCUGAAGAUAAAGCUUCAGGCUCAGCAAAAUUGGAUUAACACCAUCGCCGCAAUGCAGAAUCAGAUUAGAGUCGUCUGGGCGUUUAAGUCCCCGCGAGAAGAAGAGGCCGGCGUGAAAUAUUUCGAGCACGAAUCCUGGGCGACCCACAGCAACAAUCCUGAGCGACGGUCUACUCUGAACUUCAUGCCUUCAGUGGACGGCCCGGUUUAAGUGUCAUGAAAUGAAGCCAAGCGUUUGCUGUAGUUCUCAUAGAGCCGACUGAAUGGGUGGAGGAAUGCUUUUGGAACAGACCAAUUAGAGUGAGAAAAUUGAAGAGUGGCUUGGAUAUGGACGUUUGGAAAUUGCAAACCGGCCUGAUGCGGACGUUUGAACAUGACUGGCUGAUUUUGAUGCAGACGUUUGGAAAUGACAGACUAAAUUAGGUAUGGACGUUUGGAAAUAGCUGCCUAAUUCGGAUGGGACAUUUGGAAAUGGUAGGCUGAUUUCAUUAUAGACUUUUAGAAAUGGCAAACUUAUUUUGAUGCGAAGGCUUAGAAAUGACAGAUUGAACUGGGUGUGGAGGUUUGAAAGAAGCCGGUGGAUGGGGGUGUGGACGUUGGGAAGCCACUUUUCCUGAGUACUCUUUCGUGUGAAAACUACUCGUAGUUUCAUGGUGGACUUUUCUUCCUUAGCGGUCCACAAAGUCAAUCAGAAGCUUCACGCUGCAAAUCCCUAGCUCACGUCUUUACUCCAUCGUUAUCUACCUCUUUUCUCUCUCAAAUUCCAGUUGCUACACCUGUAAAGCUAACGGGCGAUUUUCAGAUGGCCGCUGAAUGCCCAGCGGUCGAACUUAGACAAAAAGCUCUUGGCUUCGAUCGGCUGUCUUCUAUAUUUAGUGUCAACAUGCUCAGAUCGCAAAUCACUAGCGAGACAUUUGUAUGUAUUAUCGAAUUUCUGAGCGUAAAAGUGGCCACUGGCCAGUAGUGCCACUGAAGCCGAUCCAGAAUGUUGGAGAGCUAACGGGGCUGAGGAUGACAAGUCUGUUGUCGGUAUCUCCAGUUCCUACAAUGCGCUUUGCACUGGUUGCGGUUGACAUGACUCGGAAAGUUGGCAGAUAUUAUUGCAGUAAAUUAUUAUUAAAGAAUCAGAAAGUUUCCAUAGGAUAAAUUACCAAGCUUGCGUUACUCAGGGCCACCUCUGCCAUCAUUAUUUUAUGUUUAGCGGUCAGGCAUUUCAUUCUCCACUCCCUCCUGCUGCCAUCGUUCGAAUAGAAAAUUAUAUCAGGAAAAUAGGCGUUUGUUGCAGCCCCUCAUCAAGAUUUACUUCUCCAGUUUCUUAUGUUGGCUUUAGAUUUAUAACAAAGCUAUUUUAAACGGGUUCACUGAUGAAUAUUCUAAACGCAUAACCGUUGAGCAAAAUUUACCGAUGGCCAGUCGAAGGAAUUAAUCAGGCUCGAAGGGCCAGCGCAAUCAGAUAUAUAAAUAUAGGAUGGCUAAGUUGAUGUUGAAUCGUUACUUCUAUUGUUAUAUAAAAUGAAGAUAUAUAUCAUCUAUAUAAUCACAAACUUAACUGUUAACAACCACCAACAUUAGCAAUGAAUAAUUUGUUAAGACACAGUAGACUCGGGCAAGGUUCAGACCUCAGAGUGACAAUAUCCUUCAUUGAACGCACUUGUAUUUCUGUACUCGCACAUGGUUUGGUUUAUAACAUUCAAUGACGUUAUAUGUGUUAGUGUUCACGACACAAUAUUGUGGAUGAUGAGAUUUUGGAACAAAGAUGUAGAUAUUCAGUCAUUAAAGGAACAUUUAUUUACUAAGCACAAUGAGACAGACACAUAACUAAACCAAGCAUAUGGAUGUAAUAAAUUUCCUCGAAGAACAAAGUUUCAUUCCUAAUCCGA
Molecule: messenger RNA, 5458 nt
Organism: Hyalella azteca
Lineage: Eukaryota; Metazoa; Arthropoda; Malacostraca; Amphipoda; Hyalellidae
Product: plasma membrane calcium-transporting ATPase 2-like
Exons: 21
Coding region: 208-3789 (1193 amino acids)
Biological process (GO): regulation of cytosolic calcium ion concentration
Cellular component (GO): intracellular membrane-bounded organelle; membrane
Molecular function (GO): ATP binding; ATP hydrolysis activity; P-type calcium transporter activity
Source: RefSeq, a predicted model, not a curated record